AUGCCAAAAUGGAGAGUCGGCGGACCGAUCGCAGGAGCUGCGGUCCUUUGCGUAAUAACGAACGCAGCAGCUGCCAUUGCAACGUCAUUUGGCGAUCUAUUGACCAUCCACCACGCCGAAGAAGGGCUUCCUAGUGAACAGUCGACGCGCCCUCUAGCGCCAUCAAAAGACGACAAAAACUCGUUUUUUUCGUACACCCUAGCACCGAAUAUUGCGCUGAAUUUCCCGCCAAGUACGUCUCCUCCGAAUUGGGUGGGCCCGAGUAUUGGUGACUUUACAGACUCGGCAUGUUAUCGCAAGAUCCAUAGGCGGGACUCAAAUGGGGACUGUCCUCGAGGGUACGCGAAGAAUGCAGGCUGGUGCUCGUCGCAGUGUCCAAUGGCGUACCCCGUCCAGUGCAUUGCCGAAUGCGUACCUCAAAACGACGACUGUGUGCUGGAUAUCAUGGCGAAAAUCACCAACCCGGGCUACGUGGUACUUAACAUUGCUACGGCUGGAGUGUUCAAUGCGAUACACAAGACGUCCAAGCAUAUCGAGCAUGGCGUCGUGUGUACUUUUAACGUCUUCAAUAUUGCGGAAGGUAUUUCUCGAUUCCUGCGCACACGACAGCAGAUUACGCCAAAUGGAACGAAAGAGGAGCUGCUUGCUGCCGUCUAUCAAACGGACCUGUUCCUCAUUGAUCUACCCGUUGCUAUCAGUGCGUGCAUGGGACACGACGUUCCGAGAUAUGCCUACUUCGCUGAUGCGAUCGUGACUGCAGCGGAGACGCUGGUAAAACAAUUGGUGCUCAACCGAAACUUGGUCAUGAGCUCUGCCGACGCUUUUAUGGCGUUCUUUCGUAACACCACAGCAGGCAGGUCUACACAAGAUCUUGAUGCUGUCAGUGUGGCGGACAUCACGACCCUGAUCAAGUCCGGCUCGUCCUGCGGGUUCAAUCUCAAGCGACUCACUGACCGCGUCAUUGCGAUGAUUGCGGACAUUCAUGACGUUAAUCCAUAUGCUAGCAAAGCAGACCUUCGUCGUGAAAUCGGCAGCUCUUCUAUCGUGCUGAAUGCCGUUCCAACCGUCACGAAUGAGUGCAUGGGCGAGUUACUGAAGACGAAGAAGCCGUACGUCGCAUACCAAACGCGGGAUACGUUGAGAAAGACGUUUGGCGUGAUCAUCGAGCAACUGAUCAAGACGUCUACUACAGACAUGGGCAAGGCGAUGGCAAGGAAUGAUUAUUUGGUAAAAACAGGCAACUUGGGACUUCAAGGUCUGUCGGCUAUUGAUCCUACAGGUAUCGCGUACAUGGCAUUCAAUUACGUGCAACCCAUGUGCGGCCCGACGGAGUUCAUUGGUGAAAUCGAUGACGGGUCGCUGACAGAUGCUCUUGGACUCACCACUAUGGACGACGCCUUUCGUGGUAGUAGCGGCACGUGGUCUAAGAAGGGCGAUGGUAUUGUGCGGAUCACUUUUGAAAGCACUGACACAAAAGACGUGAGGGUAGAGAUUCACUCAGGGGGUAAAAGAAUCGACUCCGUGAAGGUGUUGUCAGGUGAGAUCGUGAUUUGGAAGUCCACUGUGUUAGAGCUACAAGACAAAACUUUGUACUUGGAUCGGUGGCGUCCGGGCUUUUUGGGCCUUCCUGGUUCAGGUGGUGGUUCUCUGCUACUAUGGGUAUCAAGGUCCUCAGAAGGCGGUCACCUCGAACUGACCGCGAAGAUCAACGUGAGCUGA
Molecule: messenger RNA, 1719 nt
Organism: Peronospora matthiolae
Lineage: Eukaryota; Oomycota; Peronosporomycetes; Peronosporales; Peronosporaceae
Source: the annotation of a GenBank genome assembly